GACGAAUAAAAUGGCUGUCAAAACCUGGUUCACCUUUCUAGUCGCUGUUAUUUCCGUGUCGGGAACUUUGUCAUCCUUCGACUCACCCCCAGAAAAGUUUGUGGUUAAUCUCGACCUACCAGCAGGAGAGAGAUGGACACAUGUGGUGACGAAGCAUCCAUAUGCGGACUUAAUCCCAAAGUUCCGUCAAGUUAUCAGUGGAAUGCUGCCAGACCCCACAGUUGUGUUACCGUUGGUAGAAGAUAUUGCAGCAGAUCUGGAUAAGUACAUCCAAAGUCCAUAUGCUGAGGAAAUGAAAGGGAUUGCUAAGAAUCUGAAUGUUCCUCUAGGUGAUAUUGUAGGGGCCAACCUUCUGUAUGAUGUGUCAGCAUUCUGUACCAGUAUUGUAAUGCAGGAUGACAAAAAUAUGAUCUGGCAUGCUCGCAACCUGGACUUUAGCUUCACAGAUCUCCUCAGGAACAUCACAGUCUUUAUAGACUUCCAGAAAAACAAUCAGACUGUCUACAGUGGAGUGACCUAUGCUGGAUACAUUGGUUUAAUGACUGGACAAAGGCCAAAGGCAUUUACCAUCACUGCAGAUGAAAGAGAUAUUGGUAGUUGGUGGAUGAACUUCCUGAUUGGAAUACUUCAGAGAGAUGCAGUUCCUGUCAGCUUCCUCAUCAGAGAUACACUUGAAGAAAGUACAAACUACCAAGCAGCUAUAAAUAAACUGGCCUAUACUACUACCUUGGCCUCGGUAUACCACAUAGUAGCUGGUGUUAACCCAGGGGAGGGAGCCAUCAUCACCAAGGGCCGGGAGGCGCCCAUCGAUAUCUGGACAAUUGAUCCCUCCAAAAACAAAUGGUUUGAAGUGGAGACAAAUUAUGACCACUGGAACAACCCCCCUGUAGAUGAUGACCGUAGAGAUCCAGCUAUAAGCGCUAUGAAAAAUCUUGGACAGAAAAACAUCAGCAAGGCAAACCUAUUUAAUGUCAUGUCUAUGGUACCUGUCAGAAACAAUCACACGACCUACACCGUAGUCAUGUCAGCUGCCCAACCCUCGAUCAUGCAGGCCUGGAUACGACAUGGAGAUGUCUAUGGACCACACUAACCUCACCACAAGUAUGUCUGCUGGAAAGUCCCCGGUUUUAUUUAUGUUCAUUCACUUAAGCAAAAUCAUUAAAUUUCCCACUGGAAAAUUGCUAUAGGCACAUUUACAUUUGGAGUAAAUGGAAUCUUUCUUAAGUUAAACAAUGCUUACCAACAGAUAACUGUAAAGGAUGUUGUUCUGAAGGGUUCCAGUUAAAACAUGAAAAAA
This is a messenger RNA of Pecten maximus, 1297 nucleotides long. RefSeq names its product N-acylethanolamine-hydrolyzing acid amidase-like. Lineage: Eukaryota; Metazoa; Mollusca; Bivalvia; Pectinida; Pectinidae. The transcript has 10 exons. The coding region runs from base 11 to 1090 and encodes 359 amino acids. Gene Ontology annotation, molecular function: fatty acid amide hydrolase activity. The record is from RefSeq and is a predicted model, not a curated record. Gene Ontology annotation, cellular component: lysosome. Gene Ontology annotation, biological process: fatty acid metabolic process.